Punica granatum (pomegranate) is the source of this 1011-nucleotide messenger RNA. The record is from RefSeq and is a predicted model, not a curated record. Lineage: Eukaryota; Viridiplantae; Streptophyta; Magnoliopsida; Myrtales; Lythraceae.
AGGAAAAAAAAAAAAAAAAAAAAAAAAAGAAGAAAACAAAGCAUUCCCCACUUCCUCUGCAACUUCAAAUCCCACAUCUUGUUGGGCUCUUCCUCCUUCCAUUAGCACGCCAGCCAAGAACCCAAAAAACCCAUCUCUCUGCGACAGCGAUGGCGGGUUACAGAGCAGAAGACGAGUAUGAUUACCUGUUCAAGCUGGUGCUGAUCGGGGACUCCGGGGUCGGGAAAUCGAACCUGCUGUCGAGGUUCACUAAGAACGAGUUCAACCUCGAGUCCAAGUCCACCAUCGGCGUCGAGUUCGCCACGAAAAGCCUCAGUAUUGACGGCCGAGUCAUCAAGGCUCAGAUUUGGGACACCGCCGGCCAAGAAAGGUACCGUGCCAUCACGAGCGCGUACUACCGGGGAGCAGUGGGAGCUCUCCUAGUGUACGAUGUGACGAGGAGAGCAACCUUCGAGAACGCUGCGAGGUGGCUUAAGGAGUUGAGAGAUCAUACCGACCCGAACAUCGUUGUCAUGCUCAUAGGCAAUAAGUCGGACCUUCGCCAUCUUGUUGCAGUCCCUACCGAGGACGGGAAAUCGUUUGCUGAGAACGAGUCCCUCUAUUUCAUGGAGACUUCUGCGCUGGAAGCAACCAACGUGGAGGAAGCCUUUGCAGAGAUCCUCACUCAGAUAUAUCAGGUUGUCAGCAGGAGGGCAGUGGAGGCAGGCGAGGAUGGUGCUAGUGCCUCUUCUGUGCUGACAAAGGGGCAGACGAUCAAUGUCAAGGAGGACGGAUCGGUUCUCAAGAGGAUGGGCUGCUGCUCGAGUUAAGAGUCGAAUAUGCAGGCAAUAAGCAGAGGAUCCUGUGUUUCUCAAGCCCUUCAUCAGUGUAGCAUAGCAAUAUAUCAACUUGUACAUGUCUUACGGAAAAUCCCAUCUUCUAUGUAGACUUCAGAAAUCCCGAACUUGAGAACGUCGAUUUUUCGACAUUUGAUACAGAAGCUAUAAAGAAAAUCGGAAUGAGUAGGAAGAA